Molecule: messenger RNA, 479 nt
Organism: Cynara cardunculus var. scolymus (artichoke)
Lineage: Eukaryota; Viridiplantae; Streptophyta; Magnoliopsida; Asterales; Asteraceae
Product: AB hydrolase superfamily protein YfhM-like
Exons: 1
Coding region: 12-329 (105 amino acids)
Molecular function (GO): hydrolase activity
Source: RefSeq, a predicted model, not a curated record
AAUAAAACAAGAUGGACGGUAUACAGCACAAGACGGUGCAGACGAAUGGGCUCAACCUCCAUAUAGCAGAAAAGGGUGAAGGCCCAUUGGUCUUGUUUCUCCAUGGCUUCCCUGAGCUCUGGUACUCCUGGCGUCACCAGAUUAUAUAUCUGGCAGAUCAUGGUUAUCGAGCCGUGGCACCAGACCUCCGUGGCUAUGGAGACACAACAGGUGCACCAGUCAACGACCCCACCAAGUUCACCAUUCACCAUCUGGUGGGUGACUUGAUUGGACUUCUUGAUGCCAUCACAAACGAAGAUGAAAAGGUGUUUAUUGUGGGUCAUGACUGAGGUGCCAUCAUUGCUUGGCACCUGUGUAUGUUUAGGCCCGAUAGAGUCAAAGCUCUGGUAAACUUAAGCGUUCCGUUUGUGCCGUGGAACCCAAAUGGAGACAUGGUCGAGUUGUUGAGAGCUGCAUAUGGUGAGGAUCACUACAUGACU